Molecule: messenger RNA, 1990 nt
Organism: Paramecium sonneborni
Lineage: Eukaryota; Ciliophora; Oligohymenophorea; Peniculida; Parameciidae
Source: the annotation of a GenBank genome assembly
AUGAGCACCAACGUACUUAGAAAUUGUAAACACAAUAAUUAUAAUAGCUCUUGCGAAAAUUGAUAUUUUUGGACAAAAUAUUACAUUAAAUAUGAAUAAGAAUUCUAGUUAUACAACAGCUUUUGGUGGAAUUUCAUCCAUUUUGAUUAUUUUAUUGCUUAGUCUAAUAUUCUUCUCAAACAUUGUAUAAUUUUUUGGAAAAGACAAUGUUUUCUAUGAUAGUGAAAUAUCCUUUUCAAAUGAUCCAGAAUUGAUGGAUAUGAAUGAUAAUAAUUCUAUGUUUGCUCUGGCUAUUGAUUAAGCUAAUUUCACUACAAAUCCAUUUUUUAAUAUUACUGUAGAGUAAAAGUAUGUAAUUAAAUAAUAAUUAAGGAUUUAUUUUAGAAAUAAAAAUGGAUCUCUAACAAAAGAAACCAUAGAAGUUCCUAUGUAGCCAUGUACAUUAGAGAGAUUUAAUAAUAUAUUUCAAUAGCAAGGAAUAAAUUUUACUGAUUAGUUUAAUUUUUUAGGAAUGAGCAAAAUGUUAUGUCCAAAGUAUUUAAUAACCUUAGUUAAAUUUAAGAUCUAACUUUACUUUUUAAAUGGAAGGAACUUAUUCAAGUGAAACUUUUAAAUUUCUAAAAAUUACAGUUAAAAAUUGUAAGACAUCAGAUGCAACAAGUGAUAGUUUAUGGAAUCCAACUUGUAGUUCUUAAGAAGAUAAAGCAAAAUAUCUUACUUCAAAUGCUUAGUUUAAAUUAUAAAUCUUCUAAAUUAAUACUGUAGUUAAUCCAUUAAAGCCAAGAAAUUACAAAAGUGUGUUUAUUGAUGGUGAUAUGUAUUUUUCAUUUGUUCCUUAUAAACUGGCUAGAUUAGCAAAUGUUUUUUAUAGAUAAUUUAUUGUUAAUAAUGAUUAAAGCAUAAUGCCAUAUUAGUAUUAUAAUAUAUGAAUUAAUUUUUAGAGAUGUUGAACAAGAGAAAGUUAUUGUUAGAAAAGCUGAAGAUUUUAGAGAUCUUACUGAACUUGGUAGAGAUAAAGAUGAUAGUUUUGCAGUGGUUUAUUUAAGAAGAAGUCCUUUUACAGAAACAAUAAAUAGAAAAUUCUAAAAAUUAGGUGAGUUGCUUUCUUAUCUAGGAGGAUUUAUGUAGAUAAUGAAAUUAAUAUUCGGAUUUGCUAUUGCAUUUUAUAAUCGAACAUCUAUGUUAAUUGAAUUAGCAAAUAAACUCUAUGAUUUUGAAGAUACUUAACAUUUAAAAAAGUUUAACACAUUAAAAACAUUAAAGUACACUGAAUAAAUUGGAUCACCUAUAGGUAAAUAAGAAUCUAAUUCAGUUAAUCCUUUUAUUAUCUCUCAAGAGUUUUAGAAAGUUUAAUGGAAAUAGUAUAUAAAAGAAUUAGUUAAAAAAUCAAAACCAAUUACCUUCAAUUUUAGAAUAUUUAUAAAUUAAUUAACUUUUGGUUAUUUGUUAAAAAAUAAAAAUUCAGAAUUUUUAGAAAAAGCUAUGUAAGUUUCUUUUAUUAUUUUAGAAAUAAAAUCAAUAAUGAAUUAGACUUGCAUAGCAUUUUAUAUUAAUUACAGGAAAUUAAUAAACUUAAAUCAGUUUUAUUAAGAAAAUCUUAGAUUAUUUUAUUUAAUUUCUCUCCUAAACCUGUUGUUACAUUAGGUUAAGAUUAGGUAGUUCCAUCUCGUUAUGCAGUUGAAGAUUUGGAGACUGGCAAAUCAUAUAUUAAGAGCAAAGAUGUUAUUUAUAAUGAAGAACUAUUUCUUAAACUAGAAGAAGUAAAUCUUUUUUGAUAUAUAUAAAGGCUUAUAAAGAAAUAGCAGAGGAAGUAGAAAAAACACACUAAAAUAUUUGUUAAAUGAAUAUUAAUUUAAAACUUACUUAACUUAUAGGAUCUGAUGUAAGAAGUAUUCUAAGACCUAUUUAAUAAUAACUUUUAAAUGGAGUUAAAUCUACUGAAAUCCAAAACAUUAAUAAUAACUAGGAUGAUUACAACUAAAGUGAUUGA